AUGAGAAUUCCUCAACGAAAAUAUAUCCAGCCAAUUGGAAGAAGGCGUGAACGAACGCCUUGCGGACUUGCAAUCGCACGCAUUCAAGCUCGGCCACUGACUGCAACUUCAAUCUGCACUACCAUUACCACUCCAACUACACCACUCCAACUACACCACUCCAACUACACCACUCCAACUACACCACUCCAACUACACCACUCCAACUACACCUCUCCAACUACACCACUCCAUCUACACCACUCCAACUACACCACUCUCACCACAACACUACAAGGUGUGGAUUACGAUUUGGUGACCAAGUUAUUCACUGGCGUCUUUACCACACCCGGCAAUGGAGUAGCGGGAUCAGCUGUUUGCCAGUUCCACCUUGAUGAUAUUAAUGAGGUACUUCAAGCCCACAGCUUCCAAUUGGCCAGUGGAAUAAUUAGGUCGCGACAGCAUGACCCAAUUAUUGAAGUGGCCAAUGAGAGAUUCCACCACAUAGUCGUAGAAUCUCUUGCAACUUCUUUCAGAAACAACACCACCAUCCUGACACUAAUAAUAUGCUGGUACUGGCAACUGCUGACAGACUUUACCAAAUACCGAAACAAAGAUGCCACAGAUUCCAAACCGAGAGAAAAACUCUGGUACGGCUGGAGCGAGUGGACAGAGUGUUCGGCAACUUGCGGCGAAGGUGUACAGAUGCGAAUGUGCAUCUGCCUGCACGAUAUCAACGCCCUGAAGACCACGGCAGACCUCAGCGGGGCUAUGAAGUGCCCCAACAUGAAUAACUUCGUCACUAGGAAGUGUCUAGUACAGAACUGCACCUCAGAACCACCAUCGUCAUCGUCAUCAUCAUCAUCAUCAUCAUCGUCGUCGUCGUCAUCGUGGACAUCAUGGUCACGUGAGAUAAGUGACCACCAAUCAAAAUCGAGCAGUGAACCAGUGAAAAAGAGAUACAGAUGUGUAUGUGAGACGAAGGGAGAGGCUGAAAACAGCGACGAUGAUGAAAAUGAGCGAGCUGGCUGUACUGACAACAUCAACAACAACAACAUCAACAACAACAACAUCAACAACAAUUUUACAAACAACAACAACAUCAAUAACUACUACAACAUCGAUCACAUACUCAAAAUUGAGAAAGAGUUGAAACUCUGCAACCACAGGUACUUGAAGAAAGUAACCGAGGGCAAGUUACUCGCUGAUACUGUCGAUCAGCUGAGAAAAAAAUUUAAGUACAAAAGUACCCACUGGCGACUAACAACAACAUCGACAACGACAACAACAACAACAACGGACGACGACGAAGAUAAAUAUAACAACGACAACAAUGAUAACGAUGAUGAUCACUCUAAUAAUAAUAAUAACAAUAAUAAUAAUAAUAACAAUAAUAAUAAUAAAUACAUUAGCAGUAGUAAGAAUAACAAAUUUCCAAUCAACGAGAACAAAAAAUGA
Messenger RNA from Helobdella robusta, 1437 nucleotides. RefSeq lists its product as hypothetical. Gene Ontology annotation, molecular function: protein binding. NCBI's taxonomy places the organism in Eukaryota, Metazoa, Annelida, Clitellata, Rhynchobdellida, Glossiphoniidae. Bases 1 to 1437 code for a protein of 478 amino acids. The transcript is spliced from 10 exons. The record is from RefSeq and is a predicted model, not a curated record.